CGAAGUCAGAGUCGGAGUAGAUGUCGGAGUGGUCCAAUGUUAACAGCGACUGUUAAGGCGGAAUGUAAUGCUUGGCUACUGCACUGUUGGGCAACUGUAAAAACACAACGAGAGGCAACAUCCACCACAACGACGGAGUGAAGAAAGCCACAAAGAGCUGUCCGCGACGUAGGGGAAGAGACGACGACGAAGAAGAAGCGAAACCAAAAAACUAUAUAACUUUUUUGUUGGAUUCCAAAUCGCCAAUUUGGAAUUUCAAUUUCAACAGAGAGAACAGAACACACACAGAACCAGAUCAAAAUGGGACACCACCUGACGCGACGCAGUUGCCUCUUGGCCAUAGUUCUAUGCUUGAUAUUCAACACAAAGCAACUGUCAGUGCAUGGCGAUGCCUCACACAUUGAAUCCGCCGCCUUGCCACUGGAACACAGAGCCGGCUAUGGCCCGCCGGCGCCCAUUUAUGGCGCACCACAGGGACCACUGAGCACUGGCGCCACCAAUGACCUGUCCGAGGAGGCCUGGCCGCUGGCAAGCACCAACGACAGUCCGCAGAUCAAGCACCUGCAGGUGCAGUGCGAGAAGACCCACAUGCGGGUGAACAUCGAGUUCGACCGUCCCUUCUACGGCAUGAUCUUCUCCAAGGGCUUCUACAGUGAUCCGCACUGCGUGCACCUGAAGCCGGGCACUGGCCACCUGAGCGCCACCUUUGAGAUCUUCCUCAACAGCUGCGGCAUGACCAGCUCCGCCAACCACAAUGCGGCUGGCUAUGGAGCACCCACGCCGUCGGGCAGCUACGUGGAGAACACAAUCAUCAUCCAGUACGAUCCGUACGUGCAGGAGGUCUGGGAUCAAGCACGCAAGCUGCGCUGCACCUGGUACGACUUCUACGAGAAGGCUGUGACCUUCAGGCCCUUCCAGGUGGACAUGCUCCAUGCGGUGACGGCCAAUUUCCUGGGCGACAAUCUCCAGUGCUGGAUGCAGAUUCAGGUGGGCAAGGGACCCUGGGCCUCUGAGGUCUCUGGCAUCGUGAAGAUCGGUCAGACAAUGACCAUGGUGCUGGCCAUCAAGGACGAUGAGAACAAGUUCGAUAUGCUCGUCCGCAACUGUGUCGCCCAUGACGGCAAGCGGGCUCCCAUCCAACUAGUGGACCAGAACGGAUGCGUUGUCCGGCCAAAGAUCAUGAGCAAGUUCCAGAAGAUCAAGAACUUCGGCCCCUCCGCCUCCGUUGUGAGCUUCGCCUACUUCCAGGCCUUCAAGUUCCCCGACUCCAUGAACGUCCACUUCCAGUGCGUCAUCCAGGUGUGCCGCUACAACUGCCCCGAGCCCAAGUGCGGUCCCGGCCUUCCCGGCGGCGAGUACGGUCUGCCCCAGCUGGGCGGCAAUGGUCUGUCCGAGGAGUAUGGUCCGCCAGAGGCCUACGAACGCAACGACUUUGCUUUGGGCGGUCUGCCCCCAGCAGCAUAUCCCGAUCCUCGCCAUCCCGCCUCCGAUGCCACCGGCGCGUAUUCCGAGAACCAGCCCGAUGUGGUGCCCUCGCCCCAGGCCCAGACCUCCUCCGCUGUGCCCACAGCUGAUUCUGCGGCAGGACCUGGUUCCGGACCAGCCAGCUCCCAGUCGCCACAACAGGCACAGGCCAACAGCAACGAGUUGGGACUGCCUCCGCCGCCACUGCCCGGCCAGCCUGGACUGUACAGCACCGUGAAGCGCAAGGAUGACCUCAGUGCCGGCGGCAAUCUGGUGUCCCUGGGCGGGCGCCCGCGUUCCGUUGAGGGGCUCGAUGAUUUGAGGGGCGUGCGCCGGCGUCGUGACACCAUGGACAUUGUGGUGAAGCCGCAGCGCAUCUACAAGCGCAACGCCCAGGAGAUGACGGACGUGAACACGAGCCGGAUCAUUCAGGUGGUGGCGCCGGGCGACGUGAACUUUGCCCUCAACAGCAAUGCCAGCAACGAGACGGUGGUGAUCCAGUCGGCUAGGUCCGCCGAUGCCGAGACCAUCUGCAUGUCGGUGCCCAGCUUCGUGGGUGGCCUGGUGAUGCUGCUGCUCGUCCUGGCCGUGGCCUCUCUAGUCGCCGCCUUCCUGUUCGUUCGUGUGCGCCACUUUGAUCGCAAGGGUGCGGGCAUGGCCUACGUGAACUAAACAGGAAACAGAAGCAGAAGCAGAGCCAGAAUCGAAUUGGGAUUCAGAAUCAUCAAUCAGCAGCAACGACGAAACGGCGUGAACAGAAAACCAAAUCAGUUUUAUGUGCACUAAAUGGAUUCACCCGCGUCAUCCUCAUCAUCCACCACACUCCUUGAAGAACUCCACUCCUCUAUUUAUCGACCUAUCCCAUUCCUCACACCUACGCCACUAUUUAUUUAUUUUUUGGUUAUUUAUUGAGUCGCGACUCGAAUGGUUUCUAUCUUUUACCACAGAAUGCCCAUGCCCCCCUACAAUGCCCACAAUGCUUAUCUAUCCUAUGAUUUCCUUAGUUAUUUACGAAUCGAACUUGAAACAUACGAAAUUGCGGCGUAAUUUCGUUCAUUGUCAGACUUGUUAAGUUUCAGUUAUACAUAUUAAAAUAAUGAAAGAUAUCUGGGGAACCAGAUAAGGCGUUAAAUGUUACAUAUAUACAUAUAUUAUACAUACAUACUAUAUCGUAUAUCGGCAGACAUGGAAAAGCAGAAAAAUCGUUUACCAGUAAGUUAA
Molecule: messenger RNA, 2685 nt
Organism: Drosophila obscura
Lineage: Eukaryota; Metazoa; Arthropoda; Insecta; Diptera; Drosophilidae
Gene: dyl
Exons: 3
Coding region: 301-2136 (611 amino acids)
Source: RefSeq, a predicted model, not a curated record